CUCCCCACUUUUCGUUUGUAGGUAAAAAAAUCCGGUUCAAUUGAUUCAAUAUGAAAAAUUUCCAACGUCUUAUUCAAUCUCAAGGUCGUUUUGCUGCCUCUUCUGCUAUUGCUCGACCUUCCCCUUUGCGUUUUGGUUCUGUAGGUCAGUUCCGCUUUUCUAGCAAUCACUCUGCUUCUUUGGAAGAGAUUAAUACAAAGUACAAUGACUUUUUCACCACCGUUCAGGAUCAGUUUGAACUCCAACGUGGUCUUAACAAUUGUUUUGCUUACGAUAUUGUCCCUUCUUCCGAUGUGAUUGAACAAGCUCUUCGUGCUGCUCGUCGUGUCAACGACUUCCCUACUGCUGUUCGCAUUUUUGAAGGUGUCAAGGCUAAAUUGCCAAGCAAGGAACAAUACGUAGCUUAUGUGAAGGAACUGAAGCCUGUUUGUGAAGAGCUCGGUAUUACUUUGAAGGAAGACUUGUUCCAUUAAAAAGGAACAGUUCCUUUUUUUAUUCCCUUAAGGAUUCAUUCUGUUCUGCUCGUGAUCUUUUCUUUGGUCUUUCUUUUUCUUUGAAAUCUCCCCUUUAUAAUUUCUAAAACUUUUUUUUUCAUUUUGUUGCAACGUAAUUUGGUCUCUAUCCCAAUGGGGUUUCCAUUCGGCUGUUGAAAAGUUACUAGCUGAUGACCUAAAUUUUGCUAUGUCGUGUUUUUACCUCAUUUUCCUGUCUUGCCUUGAAAGAGGUAUGGAUCAAUUCCAAGGGAAUAGAGAAGGUUCCUUUCUUGCUUUUGAAAAUUACAACAGAUAAUUAAAACAACUUGCAACUUAGUCC
Messenger RNA from Schizosaccharomyces cryophilus OY26, 813 nucleotides. Its product is annotated as cytochrome c oxidase subunit VI. The coding region runs from base 51 to 473 and encodes 140 amino acids. The record is from RefSeq and is a predicted model, not a curated record. Gene Ontology annotation, cellular component: mitochondrial inner membrane. Gene Ontology annotation, biological process: mitochondrial electron transport, cytochrome c to oxygen. NCBI's taxonomy places the organism in Eukaryota, Fungi, Ascomycota, Schizosaccharomycetes, Schizosaccharomycetales, Schizosaccharomycetaceae. The transcript has 2 exons.